UGCAUGAUGUGUGCGGUGUGUAAGUGUCGAGUCACUCAGGAACUCAGUGCAACGGGCCCCGUGUUUGUUGUUCUGCUUUCAGGACUACCGCACAAGAAUAAGGCUGCUCUACGGCAGUCCGAGAAUCCUUCGGCUAAGCUUCUUAAAUGCACUUCCAGAAAAGAGUUCUUCUUCCCCACCUCUGACGCUCCCCUAGCUGAUUACAGCUGCACGGCCUUCGUCAUCCGCUCCCCCCCGGCAGCCGACCGAAACGAGAUGGCCGUGCUGAAGGUGACUUUUACCAAAACCAAGCGAGAUAAGCUGGCUCAAGUGCUGUGGAUCCUGAACUGGGUUUCUGUGGUGACAGGUAUGAUCCUGCUCAGCCUGGGCCUCUUCCUGAAGGUGGAGAUACAGCAGCGGCGUGAACUGAUGUCCGACCGCGAAGUGCACUCCGUGCCCAACAUGCUGAUUGCCGUGGGCCUCAUUGCCUGCGGCAUCAACUUCCUGGGUGGCAAGAUUUGCUAUGACUGUGUGGACACCGCUAAGUUCCUGCGCUGGAAGCUGCUCAUGCUUCCCUACAUCAUCUGUACCUUCUUCUUCACCUUCCUCCUCCUGGUAGGGGCACUCAUGUGCUACUGUAUGCGCAACGAGUUGGAGGAAUCGCUGUUUGUCGGCCUGCGCGAUGCCAUGCGCUACUACAAGGAUACGGACACACCAGGGCGCUGCUUCCUCAAGCGUACAGUCGACAUGCUGCAGAUCCAGUUCCAGUGCUGCGGCAACGACGGCUUCCAGGACUGGUUCUACGUCCAGUGGAUCGGCAACCGCUACCUGGACAUGUCCAGUGCAGAAGUGACGGACCGACUGAGGAGCAAUGUGGAGGGCAAGUACCUGAUGGACAGCGUGCCGUUCAGCUGCUGCAAUCCCAGCUCACCGCGGCCCUGCAUCCAGCAGCAGGUGACCAACAACCCUGCCCACUUCAACUACGACUACCAAGAAGAGGAGCUGAACCUGUGGAUGCGCGGCUGCCGGCAGGCACUGCUUGAGUACUACACCCACAUCAUGCAAUCCAUUGGGCUCACUGUCCUCAUAAUCUGGCUCUUUGAGCUUUCGGUGCUGACCGGAGUGCGAUACUUGCAAACAGCCAUGGAGAAUGUGCUCCGCCAGGGUGACCCCGACUCUGAGUCAGACGGCUGGCUCUUGGAGAACAGCUUUGCCGAAACGGCUCGGUACAAUUUCAACAUUAUCAAAAACUUGGGAAAGUGCUACCAGGUUGAUGAUGACCCCAACAUCGACGUCCCCAGUACUGCUCAACACGAGUCCGAUAAAGUGCCCCCGAAACAAAUCCCUGUUCCAAGCUAGCCCACCAUGUGGGGCCAGUCCACAGACAGGAGAACAUCUCUGAACGUCUGUAGUGACAAGUGGAACCCGGUCUUGUCACACUGAGAUGUAUUAAAAGGAAAGAGCUACUGGAAAAUAAAUAGUCUUUUAGCAAAAAAUCAACAGAAGCAAAACUGAGCUGAAUCUUAUUUCUUUCUUUUUUUAUAAAUGCAACACUGUCUUUGUGCCAUAUACAAAGUUUGUGGAGGAGAUUCCGAAGUGGAUCAUCAGACAGCUGCUGGCUAGGAAUGGUUAACCACCAGAACUUCAAGAAGCCAGUAAGAGCGGACCGUUUUUACACCCUGGCUGUAUGGUACACUACCGCAUCAUCACAAUAUCAGCUGAUGUCGGCUGACUACAGCUCAAAGAAGAGUAACAAAGUGCCCCAGCUGCAUCAGUGGACUACAGUAACUCUGUUCUGUACAUGAGCCUGCAGACAACAGCUUGGGUAGCAAAAUUGAAGGUAAACUGCCAUAUGUUUCUAUAGACACUGCCUUCUACUGUCUUUUCAGUUUCAAUUCACCAAAAAAAAUUGAAAACAUAAAACAUUUAAAUUGCAGGUCUACGGUCCAAUAUAUGUAUGGGCAUCCCUCGAUUUACAAACUCUGUCUGAAAUUUUAGUACAUCAGGUCUUGGUUUUUGAUACCCAAUUUUUGAUUUAUGGGAAAAGUGAAGCAGAAGUGCAGCAAUGUACUGUAGUUAUUGUGUCAGCAUCCAGAUUUAUCUGUCUGUUGUUGUGUGAGCAAUGUGAGAGUGUCGCUUUGAGAUUGUGGGGGAUUAUGAAAAAUCCAUGAAAUUCCUCAACUCUGUCGACCAUAUUGGGUUUGUUAUUUAAUUGAAAGAUUGAGGAGAGCACAAUUAGCAGGAAAGGUUUAGCUGAUGGUUAUUCGGGCAUGUAUACACAUUUUAGCAGCAGUGUGCAGUUUUAGAAAGUUGUUCACAAUAAAUGCGACCUGUUCAGCACAUCCCUGCUUGGUUGAUUAGUCAUCCUGCAGAGAACUGAUCAAUUAAAACGAAAAAUGAGAAUUACAACGGAACAUGGUCUGGAAGCAGGGCAGCAAAGGUAACAGGUAUAAUGUACUUUUAUAUUGUUUUCUGGCAUCGCUUUGGACAAAAGCAUCUGCUAAAUGAACAAAUGUAGAUGUCUGUGUUUUAUAUCGUGCUGAAAUUAUAGGUUGAGAGUUAUGUAGGUAUCUAUAGUUUUACAGUUUACCGAUAUUUGAGGAAACUGGUUUGGGGUUUUUGGAUGGGUGGGGACCCAUUAUUUUUCCCAUUUAAAAUAACAGGAAAUAGACUUUCAGCAUCCAACAUUUCACUGAUGUCAGGAACAGAUAAUUUCAUAAAUCAAGGGGUGCCUGUAUAUCUAUACUGUACAUACUGAAUACGUAAUGAGUACAUUAUUUCCAAAAAUUGUGUAAUAACUGUUGUGAAACAUACGUUUAUGUCUAGUUAACCAAUGAUCUAGUUAAUUUUACCUCCUCUUCAACUCCAACCCAGCAUAACAUCCAGUUUCUGAAAUGCAUCUGUUUUUACAGCAACUAAACACCAACUUGCAGUAACACAAUAUAACGAGGUUACCAAUUUUGCAGCGUACUUUCAGUUUAAUGCCAUACAUCACCGGCACAAAAACACAAGAUGUAAUCACCAGUUUACCAUAGUGCUUCCAUGGAUCUCAGUCACUGGAGCUGCAACAUAAGAGGGACUGGAGGUCAGUUCAGUUAUUUCCAUAAUUUCCAUAAUUUUCCAUUGUGUCCACUUUUCAGAGGUGGUGUGGAAAAGGAGAAGUUAACAAACAGGGAACCCUUUCUGUUAAAGCGACACCUUUAAGAUUUUAAAUUCUAGAUGCAGUAAUAAAUUAAUCUGUAGGUCAUGGUCAUUCUUCAGGUUUGAACUCUGCUUUAGUAAAUUUCUACUAACCUGUCAUGUGCCUCCACCCGGUUGACAUACAUAGGGUCAAGCGUACAGAAAAAUGACUAUGGCCAGUUUCAGAUACUGUACCCCAGUCUGACUGUGCUUUUACAGUGUCAGACAGCAGGUUUUUCAGGAGAUUGCUGAAAAUAAAUACCUCCCAUUCACUGUGCUGUGUUCCGCUUUACUCGUGUGAGACGGUGUCAUGUUUUUUUCACGUUACUUCUGCACUUUGUGUGGCACAGGAAAAUGAAGGAGCGGAGUAGAGGAACGAGCGUUACAUAUAAAAGGUGAAAGGUAAAAAGUGUUUCACCUUAAAAUCCCAACUGCAUUUUCCAGGUCAGAAAGAUGGGACCAAUUCAUGACAUAAACUUGUUUUUCAGCAUGUGGUCCCUUUCAAAAAAUGUAAUAAUAGAUGCAUAAUUUUGUUAAUUUGCUGGGAAGUUUAUGUGAAAGGAUAUAGUAAUGAAAAAAAAAUACACUGACUGAAAUUCAUAUGGAAAAUCUGCAAAAUACUGACAAGCACCUCAUCCUCCUUUGAGUGGGUUUUACCUGUGGUUUUACUUUGGAACAGUGCUAAACCUACCAAAGAGUGGCUGUCCUGCCAGAAUAUUUCUAUAUACAAGGUGUAAAAUCUGUAAUGACCUUGAAAAGAACCCCAGAACAACAUUCAGGGAACUUCAGCUCCAGUCAUGACUCCACAGUAAGAAAGACACUGAGUGAAAAUGACUCGUCGCCACGUUCCCGACACACGUUCUUCGUCAUUUUACGUUCACCGUCUUCAUUUUUGGCAGUUCUUGCCGUUUCCGAUUCACCUGCAGUUUGGGUGUAAAUGGUCUGAUCUCUUUCAAACUGUUCGUUGUCUUCUGCUUUUUUUACAAAAUCAAAUUUCGAAAGUGCUGAUUUUCAGACAUUUUUAUAGAUAUCACACGCUGGCAACUGUUGCUCAGCUCAAUACGCCUCACCUGUGUCAUUACUCCAUGUAAACGCUUUCUCGUGUGUUACUUCUACUUCGUUCAUACCCUCUUAUGUCGAAAUGGAUUUCAUCUCAGACCCCUUCGCCCUUGCAUCAGUUAUGAAUUAACGUGGAAUAUGUGAAAGAUGCAAAUUAAAGGAUUGUGUCCUGUAGUGAAGAUGACAGUAGGACACUUAAGGCGUGAUGCCACUGUGACUUUUUUACAUGACAUGCGACACCAAAAUGCUCAUUUUGUAUUUCCUUCUUUUAAAUAGUUAAAAGUUAUGAAAAAUGAUGCUUUCGAAUUAAAUAAAGUGUUUCAUAAAACAAUGUAUGUAAAUGUGAACGGAAUUAGAAAUAAUUUGAAAGUGUCAAUAUGUCCACUUGCUAAGCUCAAGGAGGAAAAUGGACAGACCCGUUAAUUCUGAUGAUAGUAGACAGCAUGACUAUAGCUAGGGCAUGAAUAAUCUCUAAAACUGACGUCUUACUUAUAAGUAAUGUUGUUAACUAGUGUCUUAAAGAAGCAGAGGAGUUUGGGAAUAUAACUUCCAAAGUACAAUUUUUAACAAGAAAAUUUCAAUUACGUGUACCCUGUGACCAUUGCAUCACACCAAAUAAAAAUAUAAACAAAUAUUAUCUAAAGUCUUUUAUUUAUCUUUUUAUUAGCAAAAAAAUGGCUGCAGAAGUGUCUAGAAAACCGAUCAGGCACGUAAAGUGAAAUCUGUAUAUUG
Scleropages formosus (Asian bonytongue) is the source of this 4950-nucleotide messenger RNA. RefSeq names its product photoreceptor outer segment membrane glycoprotein 2-like. NCBI's taxonomy places the organism in Eukaryota, Metazoa, Chordata, Actinopteri, Osteoglossiformes, Osteoglossidae. The transcript is spliced from 3 exons. Bases 4 to 1338 code for a protein of 444 amino acids. Gene Ontology annotation, biological process: visual perception. Gene Ontology annotation, cellular component: plasma membrane. The record is from RefSeq and is a predicted model, not a curated record.